Tilletiaria anomala UBC 951 is the source of this 2919-nucleotide messenger RNA. Its product is annotated as putative PMA1-H+-transporting P-type ATPase. Gene Ontology annotation, molecular function: ATP hydrolysis activity; P-type proton-exporting transporter activity; ATP binding. Gene Ontology annotation, cellular component: plasma membrane. Lineage: Eukaryota; Fungi; Basidiomycota; Exobasidiomycetes; Georgefischeriales; Tilletiariaceae. Bases 1 to 2919 code for a protein of 972 amino acids. Gene Ontology annotation, biological process: regulation of intracellular pH; proton export across plasma membrane. The record is from RefSeq and is a predicted model, not a curated record. The transcript is spliced from 4 exons.
AUGUCGGCAGAGAAGGGUAACUACCCCCACGGGGUCAACGAAGAGUACGCAGCCCUUCUGGACUUCAUUCGAGCACAGAAGGCACAUGGCGGCGAUGACGAGAACGAUGACGGCACUAUGAUCGUCAAGAAAAGGAGCUUCCUAACCCCAUGGAAGACGCGGGAGGUUCGAGUGAACAAGAACGGCGAAGAAGAGACGGUCGCAGCCAAGGUUCCUGCAUCAUGGCUUGAAACCUCGAUGCAGAAAGGUGUCAGCGCGAGCGACGUGGACAAGCGACGACUUCAGUUCGGUUUCAAUGAGCUUGAGUCUCCGUCUGAGAAUCUCUUUCUCAAAUUCCUCGGAUUCUUCAAGGGUCCAAUUCUUUACGUCAUGGAGUUGGCAGCCGCCCUCGCCGCCGGUCUUCAAGAAUGGGUCGACUUUGGUGUUAUUGUCGCCAUUUUGCUCUUGAACGCUUUCGUCGGUUGGUAUCAAGAAAAGCAAGCUGGUGACAUUGUCGCCCAGCUCAAGGCUGGUAUCGCACUUCGGGCAACGGUCGUUCGUGACGGUCAAGAACGGGAGGUCGAGGCGCGUGAACUCGUCCCUGGUGACAUUGUUAUCGUUGAAGACGGUCAGACAAUUCCCUGCGAUGGCCGUCUUCUCGCUGAAUACGAUGACAAAGAUGGCUCUCAAGCUUAUGCUAUUCUUGAGAAGGCCCGUGCCACCAAGCGUGACGACGAUGACGACGAGGGUGUCGACAAAGGUCCGGCGAUCAUCGCCUGCGACCAGUCGGCCAUUACUGGUGAAUCUCUUGCCGUUGAUAAGCACAUUGGCGACACUGUCUUCUACACCACCGGUUGCAAGCGCGGUAAGGCCUACAUUCUAUGCACAGACAUUGCCAAACAGUCCUUCGUCGGUCGCACCGCUGCUCUUGUCCUUGGAGGCGAGACGGAGGGUCACUUCCAGAAGGUCAUGGGGUCGAUCGGCACGGCACUGCUCGUCCUGGUCAUGGUCUUUGUUCUCGCGUUUUGGAUCUCCGGCUUUUUCCGCAACACUGGCAUUGCCACUCCCAAAGAAAGCAACUUGCUUAUCUACACCCUGAUCUUCCUCGUUGUCGGUGUUCCCGUCGGUCUUCCUUGCGUCACCACCACCACCAUGGCCGUAGGCGCUGCAUACCUCGCCAAGCGCCAGGCUAUCGUCCAGAAGCUUACUGCCAUCGAAUCUCUCGCCGGUGUCGAUGUCCUCUGUUCUGACAAGACUGGUACUCUCACUGCCAACAAGCUUUCGAUCCACGAGCCGUACACUUCUGAGGGUGUUGAUGUCAACUUCAUGAUGGCUGUGGCCGCCCUCGCGUCAUCACACAAUGUUCGUUCGCUUGACCCGAUCGACAAGGUCACCAUCUCUACCCUCAAGGAUUACCCCGGUGCUCAGGAUGAGCUCGCAUCUGGCUGGCUCACUCACAAGUUCAUUCCCUUUGACCCUGUUUCCAAGCGUAUCACCGCUGAGGUCGAGAAGGACGGUAAGCGCUACACGGCAGCCAAGGGUGCACCCAACGCUAUUCUCAAGCUUUGCCAGCCCGACGCUGAGACCGCUGCUCAGUAUCGCAAGGUUGCUGGUGAUUUCGCUUCUCGUGGUUUCCGUUCACUUGGUGUCGCUAUCAACUCUGGUGGCCAAUGGAAGCUUCUCGGUCUUCUCCCCAUGUUUGACCCUCCUCGCUCGGACACUGCCGCCACCAUCGCCGAGGCCCAGAACCUUGGUAUCUCAGUCAAGAUGCUUACCGGUGACGCCGUUGCUAUUGCUAAGGAGACGUGCAAGAUGCUUGCUCUCGGUACCAAGGUUUACGACUCGCAACGCCUUAUUGGCUCUGGCGGCAUGGCCGGCUCUGCCAUUCACGACUUUGUUGAGGCUGCCGAUGGAUUUGCCGAAGUUUUCCCCGAACACAAGUACCAGGUUGUAGAGAUGCUUCAGAACCGCGGUCACUUGACCGCCAUGACUGGUGACGGUGUCAACGACGCCCCCUCCUUGAAGAAGGCCGACUGCGGUAUCGCGGUGGAGGGUGCCUCUGACGCUGCCCGCGCUGCUGCCGAUGUUGUCUUCCUUGACGAGGGUCUCUCGACCAUCAUCACCUCGAUCAAAGUCGCUCGCCAGAUUUUCCACCGUAUGAAGGCUUACAUUCAGUACCGUAUUUCUCUGUGCUUGCACCUUGAGAUUUACCUCGUUCUUACCAUCAUCAUUCUGGACGAGACGAUCCGUGCCGACCUUAUUGUCUUCAUUGCGCUCUUCGCUGACUUGGCCACCAUUGCCAUCGCCUACGACAACGCCCCCCAUGCCAAAGCACCAGUGGAGUGGCAGCUGCCCAAGAUCUGGAUCAUAUCGGUUAUUCUCGGUGCCCUGCUUGCUGCCGGUACCUGGAUCAUCCGCGGUACUCUCUUCCUCCCAAACGGCGGUGUCGUCGAGAACUUCGGUAACAUCCAAGAGAUCCUCUUCCUCGAAGUCUCGCUCACUGAGAACUGGCUUAUUUUCGUCACUCGUCUCGGCGGUGGAGAGAGCGACAUUACGCUCCCGUCCUGGCAGCUGGUCGGCGCCAUUCUUGUUGUCGACAUUCUCGCUACCUUGUUCUGCCUCUUCGGCUGGUUCGCGGGCGAUAUCCCGGCCAACUCUCCUGCAAUCCUUAACAACAAAUGGACAGACAUUGUCACAGUCGUCCGUGUUUGGGCUUACUCUAUUGGUGUCACGAUCAUCAUCGCACUUGUCUACUACAUCCUCAACCAGAUUGAAGCGCUCGACAGGCUCGGCCGCCGCCAGCGCUCUGUCAAGAACCCAAUCCUCGAGGACUUUUUCACCAACUUGCAGCGCCUCACCAUCGUCCACGAGAAGUCUGACAAGGACGGCGAGCCCGAUGUUUACAGCUUUGCCCCUCGCGUGGAGAUCGAUGACGAGUAA